AGGCUUUAUGUGACCUCUCAGAUAGUAGUGCCCGUUCUAUACCUCCAAGAGAACAACGCCGAGCGCGCGGCCUGACAUGACGCGCAAUGCUUCCGACAAGGUUGUACCCAGCUUAACGCCAGAACAACCACAUGCGUCCGGAAGACGAAUUGGCCUAUACUUUGUACUGGAGGAUGAAUAUUGGUUUCCCAGAUCUCAAGGCGUUACGACCGCUGGCGCUGCUGGAUCAGCUAUUUGCAUAAAUACCACUGGAGACAAGCCUUGAAAGCCAUCAAAUAGCGACCCUUCCCCCCAACGAAUAGUCAUGCAGAUGAAACUAUCUCUCCUUGCCGCCGCCUUGUUUGUCUAUGUUGGCAGCACCAGAGCCGCCCUCCUCGGGCUGCACCAACGUGCACCAACGUGCGACGAAGCAAUGGGUACCGAUUGCAAUUUCUUCGACGUUGACGAUUGUGUCGCCAACCUUGUAGCAAAUGGCAUAUCCGAGGAUGAAGACGGACGUCAAACGUGCUCAGGUAACAUCAGGGGAACCGACUCCGAGUGCACCUGCUCGUGCAAUUGCGGUGCCAGUGGGGCGUUCAAUAGCCGAGGCGAUUUGAACGAUCUUUUUAACGGCAUUGCGAACGCCUGCAUCAUCGAUGCUGACAGUAGUGCAGGCUCCGACACUUAUCAGGGAGUUAUUGGUGGUCGCAUAUCGUGUUCGCUCUUUUGAGUUCCUCAGUCUAGACACCGCAGGCAUUAGCACA
This is a messenger RNA of Somion occarium, 743 nucleotides long. The record is from the annotation of a GenBank genome assembly. NCBI's taxonomy places the organism in Eukaryota, Fungi, Basidiomycota, Agaricomycetes, Polyporales, Cerrenaceae.